GUGAGCACGUGAACGAUUCAUGACGUCUGGCUGCCGUUGGAUGAUGGUGCAACACGUCUGAAUCACUGGCCGUUUUCUGGUUCACUUUAUUACCGAGAAGCAAGGAGGACAAGCUGCUGUGUUCAGUGGUGGAGAACUACAAGAAGCCUGUUAGGAGCUCCCAGUGGAACCUGUUGAACGUCGAAACGCCUAUCCUACACACCUUGGGAGGACAACAACAGCGGAUGGAAGAAUGACGCCAUUUCUGUGAACGGAAUCACGGACUGUAAAUUAUUCCUAGAACUACGUAUUUUCAAGCUCCAUGCUCGCCAUUAGAUCACCGCUAGCAGCAAUGCCGGUGGACUGCGGCUUCAUGUUUUCAGCAAGCCCAAGCCCGCCUAACAUCGGCUACCUGAACGCGUCCGGACUUCUAAGGGACCUCGAAAAACUCCGUCUUAGAUCGCAGAUGACGAAACCUCCAUAUUCAAAAUGUCGGACGACACUUCUCACACCACUCAAACCAUGCAUCAACAAGGCGGAGGAACCCAAGCAUGUCGCCGCCAAGUCUUGUCAAGGCGUUCGAGGAAAGACGAAGACGCGGAAGAAGGUAUCGUUCGCCGACACCCAAGGACUAUCCCUUGUCAGUGUACGUUUGGUUGAAGACACACAGGAGCCCCCAGUGCUCAGUACAAGUCUGAUCGCUGCCGUGAUCGACGGGGCCCGUCCGGCGGCCGAGCAGCGGUCCAACCUGGUCUUUAACUUCGCCCAGCCCGCCGCGGACUACCUGAAAAUGCGGCAAAGACUAGACCUACAAAACGUCUGCCUCGAAAACGCCAUCAUCAAAGAAAAAUCCAUCAUGGGGACGGUCAAAGUGAAGAACCUGGCGUUCGAGAAACACCUCGAGGUGCGGGUCACCUUCGACGGGUGGAACACUUACAAGGAUAUGGAGGCGUCUUACAGCAGCUCGGAAGGAAAGAACUACGACACGUUUUCCUUUGAGUUUGACGUCCCCAAAUACUUAAAACCACAGGACAAGAUCGAGUUCUGCUUGUCCUACACGUGUGGUGGACAGACUCACUGGGACAGUAACGACGGACAGAACUACCAGAUCGUGUCGGCAGAGUACAAGUCCAUGCAGGAGUUAUCGGCGCCGUGGUCACGACCGGACUCUCGGGGCAACACCGCCCUCAUGUCCGACUACACCUCUCCGGAGUUCCCUACCUGGGUUGCACACGCCAAGUCCGACAUACCAUAUUACUGAACUCUAAAGUAAGGCAAUCGUAAGAAUGGAAAUAGGAAAAAGACUCAAGAAAAAUGUACAAAACGAAACUUGCGAAAUAACGUGACCUUUGAUUGACCUGUCACCAGAACUAUGUCGGUGCUGCAAGCUUUAUAAAAUGUAAGAAAGGGGAAGAUUUUUAGUAAUAUUCAUGUCUACUACGCAAAAUUGUCGUGGUAUUGCUGCAUAUUAUAGUCUGAUGAAUGUAUUCGUUGUCCUUGAAUUGUCCACGUGAACCUAUUUUCACGUGGGUCGUUAUGACCUAGUUGUGUGCACACACAAGUGCUAGCCUGGCACCCAGGCGUUGGGUGUUCUACAUAGACUGUAUAUACACGUGACAGCAGGUGACCACCAAAGUGUCUGUCAACCCAGUCUUGUUUACACUUGUCAAAGUGUCAAGUACAGUCUACUGUUUUCAAUGUGGGUUGUUUUUGUCGGACUUAAAGUAUUGGGAGAGAAAUACCGUUGUACACAGUGCCUAGUUGACUUAGGCAUGCGUCGUAAAGUUAAACAAUACAGUUACGUUACACAAACCAAAUACGGUGUCAAACUUUGAACUUGUAACGUUAAAUUGACUUACUGGUCUUGCACCUGUAGCAAAAAGGAACAAAGAUCUUUGCUUUUAUUCGAGAUUUUUGCAAUGCAGGAAAUAUACUUAAACUACCUAUGCUAGCUACAGGUCUUGCGUGUAUAUGUUUGACAUCAAUAUUUUUUGGAGAAAAGGCAUAGCAGUGCAGUGUCAUAUCUUGGUUUUUCCAAUUGUUGAAGCAAUAUUGUGUAUUGGUCGAAAGAUAUGUCAGCGACAGUGGAGAGGACUAAAAGAGUGUGCCUAGUGAUGAACAGCAAUUGUUUGUGUCAGCAACUUUUGUCAAAUAGUUGAAAGGGAAGGAAACGGGUGGUGUUGUCAGAAAUGGUUACAUGUUGCCAAACAUUUUGGUUCUGUAAACGUGGUCCGAAGAUGUGUCAAAAGGAACAAAUGUCAUAUAUGUCAUCGGUGACCUGAGCUGCCAUAGGACAUUUCCUAACAAUUUUGAGGUCACAAAUUAUUAUGACACAACAAAGAAGUUGGUAUUGAAGAAUGGACAAAUGACAAUGUGCCAGUUUUGUUGAGGGGCCAGUUUUUGUAAAUGACAUCUUGUUAUGUGAUUUUAAAAUGAAUGGUGCUUGAUUUUACAUAAUUGGGUAUGUUAGGAGCAUAAAUUUGUGGUACCAUGGAAGUUGUCAACUAGUCUUCCCAAUUUUACAUGUACCACUAUUGAUCCAUAGAAUCUUACUGCCACAAUAGUGCAAUUGCGCCCAUGUACAGAAAAAAGGAACGGGCUUAGCAAAAGAAGGUGUCAGAGAGAAAAAUGGAGGUUAGUUUUGCAGAAGUUGUAUCAAGGAUCUCGUGCUGCUGUAGGAAAGACCUAGUGGGAAAAAUGGCUCCUGUUGGAAGUCAUAUUUUCGAGUGAUUAUAAUAAAUCUUUGGGUAUUUUCAAACA
Branchiostoma floridae (Florida lancelet) is the source of this 2739-nucleotide messenger RNA. Its product is annotated as protein phosphatase 1 regulatory subunit 3B-like. Gene Ontology annotation, cellular component: protein phosphatase type 1 complex. Gene Ontology annotation, molecular function: protein phosphatase 1 binding; glycogen binding. Gene Ontology annotation, biological process: regulation of glycogen biosynthetic process. The record is from RefSeq and is a predicted model, not a curated record. The coding region runs from base 302 to 1240 and encodes 312 amino acids. The transcript has a single exon. NCBI's taxonomy places the organism in Eukaryota, Metazoa, Chordata, Leptocardii, Amphioxiformes, Branchiostomatidae.